AUGUCCGGUAUCAUUGCCGUCUACUCCCUCGUCAUCUCUGUCCUCAUCGCCCAAGACUUGACCCCGCCCGGCGCCGGAAGCAACUACAGCUUGUUCAACGGCUUUAUGCAUCUCGCUUGCGGUCUGUCCGUUGGCCUUACUGGCCUCGCGGCCGGCUACACGAUCGGUAUCGUUGGUGACAAGGGUGUGCGCUCGUACAUGGAGCAAUCGCGCAUCUUUGUCGGCAUGGUCCUGAUCCUCAUUUUCGGCGAAGUUUUGGGUCUUUACGGGUAUGGUACUCAUGUCGGUCUUUGUUAUCCGUCUGCUGACCAAUAUCCCAGUCUCAUUGUUGCCCUUAUUCUGAACACCAAGUCCAAGGGUUAA
Molecule: messenger RNA, 363 nt
Organism: Colletotrichum spaethianum
Lineage: Eukaryota; Fungi; Ascomycota; Sordariomycetes; Glomerellales; Glomerellaceae
Product: V-type proton ATPase proteolipid subunit 2
Exons: 2
Coding region: 1-363 (120 amino acids)
Biological process (GO): proton transmembrane transport
Cellular component (GO): proton-transporting V-type ATPase, V0 domain
Molecular function (GO): proton-transporting ATPase activity, rotational mechanism
Source: RefSeq, a predicted model, not a curated record